AUGUUCAGCAAGAUAGCCGGAGUGUGGUUGGAGCCUGAGACGUCCAGUACACGGAAGAGAGUAUUUUUUAUUCUGAUAAUCAAAACUAUAAUGGGAGAGCUACUAUUGCUAGUGCCUCACAUGGCCAUGCUCAUCAACAACAGCGUAGGUAUUUUGGAGAUCGCUAUACUGAUCUACAAUCGAGCUAAACUCGCAGAACUGAAGUGUCUCCUUCAGAGUGAAAGUUUUGAGUAUGAGGAAUGUAAUAGUGCAAACAUAGUUGAAAAUUCUAAAACGACAUUUUUCGGCUGGAAAAAAUCUGGAAGCUGA
This is a messenger RNA of Acanthoscelides obtectus, 309 nucleotides long. Lineage: Eukaryota; Metazoa; Arthropoda; Insecta; Coleoptera; Chrysomelidae. The record is from the annotation of a GenBank genome assembly.